AUGCUAUUCCCCGAGGAGGAUGCGCCGCUUCUCAAGGCGUGGAUUGUGAAGCGCAUCGAAAACACAUCGGAUGCUGACUCUGAUGUCCUCGCGGAAUAUGUGAUUGCGCUGCUGAAACAUGAUGGGGAUAAGGAGAGUGUGAGGAAGUUGUGUGAGCAGGAGAUUCCGGAUUUUUUGACAGAAGAUCCCAAAGCCUUCCUCGACGACGUCUUCCAAGCAAUCACCUACAAAUCAUACCUCCCAGGCGCGCAACCACCCCCGAAAUCAACAGACCCUCCCAAACCAGCACAGAGUAAAAGCCCUGAAGCGUCGCGCAAACGACGGUUCGACGAGUCCGGCCCUUCGGACCACCGCGAACAGAAUGGUCCUACUGGCGGACGGGCGUUCAAACAGGCGAGAAGAGGGCGACGCGGCCGUGAGGACAGAGGGGAUAGAAACGGGAGCGGGUAUCCCGUCAUGAUGAUGCCGCCGUUUGAUCCGAAUAAUCCUAUGGAGGCGCUCAUGCAGAUGCAGGCUAUGGGGAUGCCGUGGGCGGGGAUACCUGGGCAGCAGGGUUGGGGGUUUGGUGGUGGUGGUGCUGGUGGGAGAGGCGGGCAGAGGAGGAGGGGGAGGGGGAGGUGUAGGGAUUUUGACACCAAGGGGUUUUGUGCGAGGGGGAGUACGUGUGUUUACGAUCAUGGGAAUGGGGGAGAUGGAGAUGAAUAUGAUCCCAGCAACGCGUUGAUGAGCUCAAUUCACCCUGAUACAUCACGCGGCGGGCGUAAAGGCAAACGAGGAGGACGCAAAGGUGGCUCCCGAGCACCAUUCUCCGCGGAAGGACCUAUAAACGACCGGUCAAAGAGCACUAUUGUGGUAGAGAAUAUCCCAGAAGAGCACUUUGGCGAGGACAAGGUCCGAGAAUUCUUUUCCCAAUUCGGAAACAUUCUAGAGGUCUCGAUGCAGCCAUACAAGCAUCUCGCAAUCGUAAAGUUUGACAAAUGGGCCGCAGCCAACGACGCAUACCGCUCACCAAAAGUAAUUUUCGACAACCGAUUCGUCAAAGUAUUCUGGUACAAGGACGAGAAGGAUAAACUACCCGCGUCGGUACCAAACGGCUCGGGCUUCUAUCCAGCUACAGACGAAAUGGAUGUAGAACCAGAACUCGACAUGGAGGAGUUCCAACGGAGGCAAGAGGAGGCACAGAAGCAGUACCAAGAGCGAGAAGAUAAGCGUGGUGAAUUGGAAAAGAAACGACUCGAGCUGGAGAAGCAACAACAAGAUUUGCUGGCGAAGCACCAGGCAGAGACGGAGCGGUUACGAGCCAAGUUGGCGGAGAAGAAUGGCGGUGCCGACACCCCUGGUUCAUCGGGCGCUGACAUGCUCAGAGCGAAACUAGCUGCCCUAGAACAGGAAGCCAAGAUCCUGGGCAUCGACCCAGAUGCCGAAGUAGAGUCAUCCGGAUACCCAGCCCGUGGCGCCUACAGAGGUCGUGGAUAUCGCGGCAGAUUUGCACCAAGAGGUCGCGGCGCAAUGAGAGGACAAGCAGGGCGCCAUGCUGCGUACGCACAGUUCUCAAUAGACAAUCGGCCGAAGAAGCUGGCCAUUACGGGCGUCGAUUUCACACCAUCAGACAAGGACGAACAGCUAAGGCACUUCCUACUGAACAUGGGUGAAUUCGAAUCCGUAGACACAACCCCCUCCGUAACACAUGUUUCUUUUCGGGAUCGCAAAACCGCAGAACGCUUCUACUAUACCCUCCAUGGGAAGGAAAUACCUGGUGUGGAGGGGAAAGUCGAGCUAGCGUGGGUGAGUGCCUUGCCGGCGAAGAAGGAUGAGGGUGGGACGCAGCAGGGCGAUGCGAUGGCGGGUAUGGACGAAGAGGAGGGGGAGGUGAGGGAGGAUGUUGAUGAGAGGGCUGUGAAUAUGGAUUAUGAGGUUGGCGACUAUGGGUGGGAAUAG
Pochonia chlamydosporia 170 is the source of this 1938-nucleotide messenger RNA. RefSeq names its product CCCH zinc finger and RRM domain-containing protein. Lineage: Eukaryota; Fungi; Ascomycota; Sordariomycetes; Hypocreales; Clavicipitaceae. Gene Ontology annotation, biological process: mRNA processing. The transcript has 5 exons. Gene Ontology annotation, cellular component: nucleus. The record is from RefSeq and is a predicted model, not a curated record. Bases 1 to 1938 code for a protein of 645 amino acids. Gene Ontology annotation, molecular function: metal ion binding; RNA binding.